Messenger RNA from Homalodisca vitripennis (glassy-winged sharpshooter), 1290 nucleotides. Its product is annotated as probable cytochrome P450 6a14. The transcript has 4 exons. Lineage: Eukaryota; Metazoa; Arthropoda; Insecta; Hemiptera; Cicadellidae. The record is from RefSeq and is a predicted model, not a curated record. Gene Ontology annotation, molecular function: heme binding; iron ion binding; oxidoreductase activity, acting on paired donors, with incorporation or reduction of molecular oxygen. Bases 1 to 1290 code for a protein of 429 amino acids.
AUGGUAAGAGACCUACAGCUCAUAGAAAGGAUUAUGAUAAAAGACUUUUCAUACUUUGAGGACAGAGGUUUGCCAUUAGAUAUGGAGAACGAACCACUAACAGUGAACUUGACAAAUCUCAGAGGCAGUCAGUGGCGGUACCUUCGAAACAAGCUGACCCCAACCUUCACUACUGGCAAACUGAAGGGAAUGCUAGAACAGAUCUGCAACUGCGGAGCAGAGUUGGUGGAACAGCUUGAGAAAUAUGCUACAACCAGAGAGGAAGUUGAUACCAAAUCAGUGAUGUUCUCGUUCUCCACAGAUGUGAUUGCUAGUUGUGCAUUUGGGUUGCAAAUCAAAUCUGACAGUUCAGAAUUACAAAAAUUCAAAGAGAUGGUCAACAAAUCAAUAGGAAACUCUGGUUUUACUCCACUUAGAAUGGCUUUGAAACAAUUUUACCCUAAAUUGGCAAAUUUCCUGGGUGUAAAAUCCAUCCCAUCAGAUGCUAAUAAUUACUUCAUGAACAUCACCAAAGCCACGCUUCACCAUCGUCUCAAGAACAAUGUAAGAAGAGAAGACUUCUUCCAGAUGCUGCUGACUUUGAAAGAGCAGGAUGAUACAAAUAACACAACAUUAUCCGAUGAUAAUGACAUUGACACAUCUGGGGAAGAUAUUCAACUUCAAUAUAAAUACAAUACUGAUGCAAAGGGCAGUAAUUUGAAAUUCACAGAAAAAAUACUAGCGGCUCAAUUGUUUGCAUUUCUUGCUGCUGGUUCAGAGGCUGUCUCAACUACCGCCAGCAUCGUUCUACACUUCCUCGGCUACUACCCAGAGACACAAAAGAGACUACAAGCUGAAGUUGAUGAAGUGUUGGCCAAGUACAAUGGACAGUGGUCCUAUCAGACCCUCAAAGAGAUGACUUAUUUGAAUCAGGUCAUACAAGAGGCACAAAGGAUCUUCCCCAUAGCCCACAUUCACCUCCGGAAUUGCACUGUUCCCUACAAGGUUCCAGACUCAGACCUAGUGAUUGAGAAAGGGACAGUUGUUAUGGUGCCCUUUCAGAGCAUCCAAUCAGAUCCUACAUACUAUCCCAAUCCAGAGGUCUUCGAUCCUGACAGAUUUACAGGGAAGAACUUCAAACCAUCACCGAUAUUCUCACCCUUUGGUGAUGGACCAAGGAUGUGCAUUGUGAUGGAUGGAAAUUCUGGGGUGUGGAUGUAUGUACAGUUGGCUGCCAAUGAGACGAGGUUAUUGGUUGCUGCAACUCUGGCGGUACCUGACAGUCUUGAUCCACAAGACAAGGAUUACUGA